This is a messenger RNA of Camellia sinensis, 2993 nucleotides long. Its product is annotated as pentatricopeptide repeat-containing protein At3g53360, mitochondrial-like. NCBI's taxonomy places the organism in Eukaryota, Viridiplantae, Streptophyta, Magnoliopsida, Ericales, Theaceae. Gene Ontology annotation, biological process: RNA modification. The record is from RefSeq and is a predicted model, not a curated record. Gene Ontology annotation, molecular function: protein binding; RNA binding.
UUUCAAAAUGGGAGGGUUAUCUAGCCAGGAUAGUAGUGCUUCUCUUUCAAGAAACAUUUUGAGGCAUUGGCUACUUUACUGAGAUGUGAUGUGAAGAGUAUUGGAGUAACCAACUAUGCUGAUGAUGCUUUCUUCAAUAUAUUUUAUGCUUACUUACUGUUCAUAAUAGCAAAUAGCAUCUUUGCCUUUGUCUUUACACCCUUACUUUUUUCUGCUUAUACAUUGCAGCGGAAAGAGCUACAGUUUGACAUCUUUGAAGCCUAUCUGCCUGUCUUCUCCUUGCUAUAGUUUAUGACCCCUUAAAAUCUCAUGUUUCAAUAAUGGUGAAAUUUCUUCCUGGUUUAUUAGGCUUCCUAGAAUCAUAAACAAUGAUAAAUACCUUGAGAUCCAGGUUGCAAUAUACUGUUAACAAUCUUAAACCUGUCAUCCAAUCAACUUUUCUCCCAAUACACUUCAAGACAGAGCAGUCGAUCAAUGAUUAUAUAAGCUCCUUGUGCAAGCAAAACCUUUUCAAACAAGCUCUUGAUGCGUUUGACUUCUUGCAAAAACAUACAAGUUUUCAUGUGAAGCCCAGCACUUAUGCCCAGCUGAUAUCUGCCUGCUCGUCUUCGAGAUCUGUAGAUCAAGGAAGAAAAAUCCAUAACCAUAUCCUUAUACACAGCUGUCAGCCUGACAUGAUUCUUCAAAAUCAUCUUCUCAAUAUGUAUGGGAAAUGUGGUGCCUUGAAGGAUGCUCAAAGGGUUUUCAAUGAAAUGCCAAAGAGAAAUGUGGUUUCUUGGACUUCUGUAAUUGCUGGAUACUCACAGCAUGGUCAAGAAAUUGAUGCAAUAAAGCUGUAUUUUCUAAUGCAAAAAUCUGGCCUUAUGCCAGAUCAAUUCACCUUUGGAAGCAUAAUAAGAUCUUGCUCAAGUUUGAGUUCCAUUGAGAUAGGGAGGCAGUUGCAUGUUCAUGUCAUUAAAUCAGAAUUUGGUUCCCACCUUAUUGCACAAAAUGCUUUGAUUGCAAUGUACACAAAAUUUGGUCAAAUUGCUGAUGCAUUGGAUGUGUUUUCUGGUAUUAAAAAAAAGGAUUUAAUUUCAUGGAGUUCAAUGAUUGUGGGCUUUUCACAAGAGUUAGAAGCAUUGAGCCAUUUUGAAGAAAUGCUGUCUCAAGGUGUUUAUCAGCCAAAUGAAUUUGUUUUUGGUAGUGCUUUUAGUGCUUGAUGUGGCAGUCUCCUGCAACCAGAAUGUGGGAGGCAGAUACAUGGGAUGAUUACAAAAUUUGGGCUAGGGAGAGACACUUUUGCAGUUUGCUGGCUCAGUGAUAUGUAUGCAAAAUGUGGUCUAUUGGAUUUUGCAAAAACAGCUUUCUAUCAGAUAGAGAGGCCUGAUUUAGUGUCUUGGAAUGCAAUCAUUGCAGGGUUUGCAUAUGGUGGUGAUGCAGACGAAGCCAUGCUGUUUUUUUCUCAGAUGAGGCAUCUGGCAUUGAGCCCAGAUGAUAUCACAGUUCGCUCCCUGCUUUGUGCCUGCACAAGUCCAGUUACCCUAAAUCAAGGCAUGCAGAUACAGUCAUACCUUAUCAAAGUGGGUUUUGAUUUAGGUAUAGCAGUGUGUAACACUUUACUUUCAAUGUAUGCAAAGUGUUCAGAUCUUUAUGAUACAUUUAAAAUGUUCAACGAGAUGACAAGCAAUGCAGAUUCAGUUUCUGGGAAUACUGUUCUUGCUGCAUGUAUGCAGCACAACCAAGCUGGGGAGGUUUUCUCAUUAUUAAAAAUGAUGCUUCCAUCUCAAAAUAAGUCUGACCUUAUUACUUUAGUCAGUGUACUGGAAGCUUGUCGAGAAAUAGCCUCUCUAGAAAUGGGGGAUCAAGUUCAUUGCUAUGCUAUGAAAACUGGGCUCAGGCUCGAUAACUCCGUCACAAAUGGACUGAUUGACAUGUGUAUGAAAUGUGGCUCUCUACGAAAUUCUCAAAAGCUCUUUGAUUCCAUUGAGAGUCCUCAUGUUGUCUCCUGGAGUAGUUUGAUUGUGGGUUAUGCUCAGUUUGGACAUGGAGAAGAAGCUCUUAAACUCUUUGGGAAAAUGAGAAGUUUAGGUGUCAAGCCAAAUCAAGUGACAUUUGUUGGGGUUCUAACUGCUUGCAGUCAUGUUGGCCUGGUAGAAGAAGGUUUACAAUUGUACCGUACCAUGGAAAUGGAUCACAGGGUUGUACAUUCUAGAGAACACUGCUCAUGUGUGGUCAACUUGCUUGCUCAUGCUGGACGUAUAAAUGAAGCAGAAGAUUUUAUCAAUCAAUUGCCAUUUGAUCCUGAUAUUGUCAUGUGGAAGACUCUGCUAGCUGCUUGUAAAAACCAUAAUAAUGUUGAGGUUGGAAAAUGUGCUGCUGAAAAUAUUCUGAAAAUUGAUCCAUUCAACUCUGCUGCUCAUGUAUUACUUUGCAACAUAUAUGCAUCUGACUGCAGUUGGGAAGAUGUUGCUAGAGUACGGAGUUUGAUGAAACAAAGGAAUGUCAAGAAAGUUCCUGGUCAGAGUUGGAUUGAAGUUAAAGACAACAUCCAUGUUUUCUUGGCAGAAGAUAGUUUGCAUUCAGAAAGGGACAAAAUAUACUCGAUGCUACAGGAAUUGUGGUUGCAGAUGCUGGAUGCUUGUUAUGUUCCGUUCAAAGAUAAGCUUCAUGAGUGAACUAUUGGUGGGGUUAAAUUAGUGAUGACGUGAUCUUCAGGUUCAACAUCAUGCCCAAUCUUCAGAAAGUUCUAGUUUGAUCUUGGAUUUGCUAGAGUGAUCAUGUCUGAAGUCUGUGGAGGUUUAUCAAUCGUUCAAAAUAGCAAUCCUGAUGCUAUACUUUUGGCUCAUGAGAACACCAUGGGUCGCAUUCGAAAAGGUUACGGUAGCGUUUGAUAGAGUUUUCUAAAUAUGAUUUGAAAAUAGAGUUGUAUUUUGAGUUUGUGAGUUUUGGAAUUAUGAUUUGAGUGUGGAAAAUUUGUUUGGUGAAUGAGUUUUGAAUUGAGUGGGGAAUUU